GACCCGUGGCACCCGACCGAACUCACUCACUCCUUGUUCGACCCUGAACAUUUUUCCUGCUCUCGGCUUCGCCGCCUUGCGGGGGUGGAGAUGGCUCUGGGGCUCGGGAGAGCUCUGGCUCGGCAAUGGGCGAGGAGACUAGGACCCCAACCCCUCCUCCUCCCUCGCCCGCCUCCCUCCGCUCCCUUCUCCACCGACGGCGAUGGAAUCCAGAGCUCUCGCGUCAAGAUCUUCGAUCGAGACCUCAAGCGGAAGCAGAGGGAUCGAGCUGCGUGGUUGAUGGGAGGAAAGGACGAUUUUGUUGACGCGGUGGCCGAAAACCUUCUUGAUCGCCUCGAGGAUUGCACAAAAACAUUUCCUACAGCACUAUGUCUUGGAGGUUCUUCUGAGGCAAUUAGACGUUUGUUACGUGGUCAUGGUGGUGUUGAAAAGCUUAUCAUGAUGGAUACAUCAUUUGACAUGGUUAAGCGGUUAAAAGAUUCAGAAAAAAAAUUUCCCAAUAACAACUUGGAGACUUUCUUUGUGGUUGGAGAUGAAGAGUUCCUGCCAAUAAAAGAAAGCUCUGUGGAAUUGGUAAUCAGUUGCCUGGGACUUCAUUGGACAAAUGAUCUUCCUGGGGCCAUGAUACAAUGUAGAUUGGCAUUGAAGCCUGAUGGUCUGUUUCUAGCGGCUAUCCUUGGUGGAGAGACUUUAAAAGAGCUGAGGAUAGCUUGUACUGUUGCUCAAAUGGAACGUGAGGGUGGAAUAAGCCCUCGACUAUCUCCUCUGGCACAAGUCCGUGAUGCAGGAAAUCUUCUGACAAGAGCAGGUUUCACUCUUCCUGGUGUUGAUGUUGAUGAAUAUACUGUCAGAUAUGAUAGUGCUUUGGAGCUCGUUGAACAUCUGCGAGCAAUGGGGGAGACCAGUGCCCUUCUUCAAAGAAGUACGAUCCUAAAGAGAGACACAGCUUUGGCUACUGCUGCAGUGUACCAGUCGAUGUUUGGAGCAGAAGAUGGAAGUGUUCCGGCAACUUUCCAGGUCAUUUUCAUGACAGGAUGGAGGGAGCAUCCUUCGCAGAAGAAGGCUAAGAUGAGGGGCUCUGCCACGGCAUCGUUUCAGGACAUCCAGAAGCAUUUGGGUAGCAACAGCUAAUUUCUCUAAUCAUAUUCUCGACUGUUACAUACUAAAUUCUGUCACAUCCAGACUUAGAAACUACUUCUAGUUUGUCAAAUUAUAAAAUUCUGUCAUAAAAUAGUUGCCAGCUUCAAUUUAGUCCUUCCACUGUUGGCAUUGCAGUCCACACAGCAUGGCUAGAUGGUGCACAUGAAUUAGGAGAGUCUUGAACUUGAAAGCUCUCCAAGGUCUGUAUGCUGCCAGGAGCAACAGUAGAAAUACUCGUGGACUAUCUCA
Phoenix dactylifera (date palm) is the source of this 1389-nucleotide messenger RNA. RefSeq names its product S-adenosyl-L-methionine-dependent methyltransferases superfamily protein. NCBI's taxonomy places the organism in Eukaryota, Viridiplantae, Streptophyta, Magnoliopsida, Arecales, Arecaceae. Gene Ontology annotation, molecular function: S-adenosylmethionine-dependent methyltransferase activity. Gene Ontology annotation, biological process: mitochondrial respiratory chain complex I assembly. Gene Ontology annotation, cellular component: mitochondrion. The record is from RefSeq and is a predicted model, not a curated record.